Brassica rapa (field mustard) is the source of this 822-nucleotide messenger RNA. RefSeq lists its product as uncharacterized. Gene Ontology annotation, cellular component: nucleus. NCBI's taxonomy places the organism in Eukaryota, Viridiplantae, Streptophyta, Magnoliopsida, Brassicales, Brassicaceae. The record is from RefSeq and is a predicted model, not a curated record.
AUGAAUGCGCAGGAUGUAUCUGAUGAAUUACAAGCUUUGUUUUCCGCAGCCAUCGAAGCCACUUACCUUACACGAAACAUAGACGGCAUCGAACGCUGUGUCGAUGUUCUGAAUAGGUUGAAGUCUGCGUCUCUCUCCGUCAGCGAUAUUCAACGAUUUUCUAAGUCCAUAUUUCGGUUGGAGACUCUGAGAACUCACAAAAGCCCUAAGAUCAGUGAAGUAUCUCAGUCUUUGUUCGAUUCGUGGUUGUCCACUCUCUACGGACAAGGAAGAAGAAACCAAUCUCUAGAGCCGAAGAAGAAGACGGAGACGCUGCUUGCAAAACCGGAACCGGACAUCAAAGAGUACAAAGAUGGUAGUAGUAGUAAGGUUACAACCAAAACCUUGCUUCCUCCUCCGAGGAGAGCCGCUGCUUGCAAAAACCCUAACUCCGCGGGGGAAACAGAGGAGAUGGUGGAGUUGUUCGAAGCAGCGAAGAAAGCUGCUGACGUGGCCAACGCUAAGGGUAUUCUCUCUGGCAAAGCUGACGCGUUGAGGUGUGUUGAGGCUAUCUCGUUACUCGUGAAGAUGAACGUCACUCCGAAACCUAAUGAGCCAAGGAGGAUGAUUGAGAGGCUUCAGGUACUUACCAAGCACAAGGACCGUGCCAUAUGCAAUGCUGCAUCAGCCCUUCUUCAAAUUUGGAGGCAGAGGACCAGAGAACAAGAACGUAAAGCUGCGUCUACAAUCGAUAUGAUUCUUCACAAACCUCGUGGAGUUCAGCAGAUACACGGCCAGGGCUUCAAAAGAGAGCCUACAAAGACGAGGAAACUAGUUAUGUGA